GGAGGCUGAGAAGAAAAAAGGAAGAACUAAUGCCAACUUCAAUGGAGGCUGAGAAGAACCCGCAGCAGGAGCCUAAAAACUUGUACGAAUGGGCCAAGCAAGGCAAGUGGAACGAGGUUGUGGAGAGUUACAAAAUCAACCCAAACACUCACAAGGUCAAGAUAACGAGAUCAGGGGACACAGCAUUGCAUAUAGCCGUUUUGAAUGGGGAAGAAAAUAUAGUUGAAGAACUAGUUAGAUUGAUUGAUGAGGCUGCUGCUAAAAAACCUGAGGAAGGGAAUGACUCAGCAGCAAAGGAGCAAGAGUCUACCUCAGAACUGAAGGACCAAGGGUCUGCCUUGGAAUCAAAGGAGCAAGCGAAAGGGAAUGAUUCUGCAGAAACACCUGAAGGCCACCCUCUAAAGAUAGCAAACGAGAGAGGGGAUACCCCUCUCCAUUUAGCAGCAUCAAUUGGAAAUUUUCGCAUGUGCCAUUGUAUUGCUCAAAAGCAUAAAGACCUGGUGGGUGCUCGCAACAAAUUAGCUGAAACACCCCUCUUCUUGGCCGCUCUCCAUGGUAAGAAAGAUGCUUUCCUUUGCCUCCAUAAAAUAUGUGGCCCUGAUGAAGGCUCUAAGUAUUGCCGAAAGAACGAUGGUGAAACUAUUCUUCAUUGUGCCAUUGCUGGAGAAUACUUCGAUUUGGCAUAUCAAAUAAUUGAUAAAUAUGGUACACUUGUCGAUUCUGUCAACGAGGAAGGACUCACUCCCCUCCAUCUCCUCGCCAGUAAGCCUGCUGUAUUCAGAAGUGGUUCUCACCUUGGUUUCUUCCACAAUAUUAUUUAUCAUUGUAUCCAUGUCAAAAAGCUAGGGAAAGAGGAAUUGCCCCCUCUGGGCAAUGCGACUUCUAAUGACAAAAGGGUGGAUGGGAAGUGUCCGAUGAAUUACCAGCCAUGUAUGAACUUCCGUAAUGUGCUGAUUGGAACAUGGAACGUGCUUACACAAUCAGGCAAGAAAGUGAAUUCAGAAGGAGGACAAACAACUUCCCAAAAUCAAGAUAUAUCUGAUGAGAAUCUCAAGGAGCAAACGAGUAACUGCCUCAAGGGUCUUUGGAGCAUAAUCAGUAAAAUUGCAGCAACUUGUACAAAAAAUUCACGAAAAUCAGACCUGGAGGACCCUGCGGAAGGACAUGCCAGUGGUUGCCGAAGUCAAGCAACUUGUAGAAAAAAUUCACAAAACUCUGACAAUCAAGUGAAGCCUAAUAAGCAUGCCCUGGAGAACCCUGAGGAGGGAAAUGCUAGUGCUUCCCCAAAUCAAGGUAACGAAGCUGCUGAAGAAGACCAACUGUGUCCACCAAAUUAUUAUACUUGUUUCAAGUUUGUCAAAUUUAUAUACAGGGCAAUGAUGGUGGUCCUUGGAAUAGGGGCAAGAGAUGUACAGAAGAUACGAGUAAUGAAAGAGAAGCACACAUGGUCUGCUCAGAUCAUGAAGGAGCUACUUCACUGUGCUUCCCCUUAUGAGUAUGAUUACUCAGCAGGAAGUCAGCCUGAGCUCCAAAACAAGACAAACAAGGAAGAUCUAACCGCAGCACUAAUUGAAGAAAAUGAACAAAAGGGCCAAAAGGAUCAGAAGAUAGAUGGGAAGAGACUUACUUUCAAUAUGAAGGACAAAGGGUAUGUUUUUGAUGUGGACUUCAGCAAGGGAGAGGUAACUCUAGGACCAGUUGAAGGAAAUAAACAGAAGGACAAAAAGGAGACACCAAUAUUAAUUGCAGCAAAGAACGGUAUCACGGAAAUGGUGAUGGAAAUCCUUGACUGUUCUCCAGUGGCCAUCCAUGACAAGACUUCUGCGAACAAGAAUAUAGUGAUGGUGGCAGUGGAGAAUAGACAACCAAACGUGUAUGAACUCUUACUGGAGAAGAGAAUUCUGAUAGAGACUUUGUUCAAUGCAGUUGAUGAUGAAGGGAAUAGCGCAUUGCAUCUGGUUGCAAUGGCCACUCAUCAUCAACCUUGGCUUAUUCCUGGUGCGGCCUUACAAAUGCAAUGGGAAAUCAAGUGGUACAAGUAUGUGGAAGAUUCCAUGCCAAUGCAUUUCUCUAUGCGCUACAACAAGGCUAAUAAGACAGCAAGGCAGAUCUUCACAGAGAAGCACGAAGAGCUAGUAAAAAAUGGUAGUGCAUGGCUCAACACUACCUCCAACUCAUGCUCCGUUGUGGCAGCACUCAUAGCCACAGUUGCCUUCGCCACAUCAGCCACUGUUCCAGGAGGCAUCAACGAAGGAAAUGGCACACCCACUCUGGAACGCAAGCCGGCGUUUAAUGUAUUUUCCAUUUCAUCACUCAUUGCUCUAUGCUUCUCAGUAAAUUCCCUGGUCAUGUUUCUGGCCGUUCUCACCUCAAGGCACCAAGAAAGGGACUUCGGCCGUAAUUUGCCUAACAAGAUGUUGUUUGGUUUGUCGUCUCUCUUUAUAUCUAUUGGAGCAAUGCUUGUCUCCUUCUGUGCAGGGCAUUUCUUUCUCCUCAAAGACGAACUGAAAUAUGCUGCAUUCCCAAUAUAUGCUGUGACAUGCCUGCCAGUGGCUUUUUUCGCUGUGAUGCAAUUCCCGUUGUACCUUGAUCUCACGUGGGCUACUUUUAGGAAGGUGCCAAAACGUAGCAGCACUGCAGUUUCAUAGGGUUUCAUGUGUUCAAUAGAUCCUUCUUUGUGUUCAACUGUAAUGGUAGUGAAGUAAGUUUGAAAUGAUCCUUUUUUUUCAGACUUCUGUUGGCCGGGUUUGGUUGCUUCUUUGUGUUUUCAUUUGGUUGUGCUUUUGUGUGGCUUUAAUUAAACUGUUCAAACAUGCAAUAUUCUUCUGAUUUUAUUUUCAACACUCUA
Molecule: messenger RNA, 2848 nt
Organism: Vitis riparia (riverbank grape)
Lineage: Eukaryota; Viridiplantae; Streptophyta; Magnoliopsida; Vitales; Vitaceae
Exons: 11
Coding region: 30-2648 (872 amino acids)
Molecular function (GO): protein binding
Source: RefSeq, a predicted model, not a curated record